Molecule: messenger RNA, 1728 nt
Organism: Drosophila willistoni
Lineage: Eukaryota; Metazoa; Arthropoda; Insecta; Diptera; Drosophilidae
Product: protein anachronism
Exons: 5
Coding region: 113-1513 (466 amino acids)
Source: RefSeq, a predicted model, not a curated record
ACAAAAUCUAAAGAGCAAAAUAAAAAAUAAAAAACCAGUGAGAUUGAUUACUUGACUUAAACAUUUGUUUGAUUGACAUUUCGUUGGUUUGUUUGUUCAAUUGACUGACACAAUGUCAAGUGCCUUGUGCUGUAAGAGUUGCUGUCGGCAUUUGCUGCGUUUGCUUUUCGUUUUGCUGUGCAUUGUCCUGCUGAUGCCCAAGUCCUGCAGUGGCGGACGUAUCAGUCGAUCGGCCUUUCUGGACGAUAAUGCCCAAGUGCGUUCGGUUGUUGUCGAUCCCAAUAAUCGUACGAUUUGGAACAUGUUCAAUUUAACCGAUGCCCAGGUGCGAUUCAUACAAAACCGCACAAAUCCCAACAAUCAAGAUGAGACCACCCAAACAUCGAGCCAUCGUCAUCUGCAGCAUGUUGCCUCGCGUCGUGUCAAUGAAAUAUUUAAUCUGAUACGCAAUGCGGUGACCAAUCAAUCGGAUGGAACUACCAAUAGAGAUUCUCUUGGGGCAACAGCAACCCAAACACAUGGCCAGAAGACACUGCACGAGAAGGCGGGCUUUCCCAUUUGUAAUGCCGAGACAAGCAUUCUAAAUUGGCAACAAUCAACGAAUGUUACUCUACAAUUUGCCAGCAGCAUAUUCCAGAGAUCGGCCGGGGAUAGUCUGAGCUUGGAUAGCGCCCUAUUGCGUCUCUAUAAGAUAGAUCCGAAUAAUAAGUCAGCCGCAGAGCCAACAGCCACAGCUGAGACUACAAUUUGCCCCGAACCGGAACUACUUGACUCGCAGAUACGUGUCACCGUCUCCAUAGUCCAUCAGCAGAAGAAGAAACGUAAGUUAGAGCGCAAGAAGCGUACUUGCAAUACCGUAAUGCUAAGCAGUUCGAAAAUCGGUUGGGUCGAUAUCGAUGUGAAAUGCGCCCUUAACUACUGGGAACAACAGCAGUGUCAACAUUCGCAUUCUCCACUCCCAGCCAGUGUGGUGGGAAUGCUGAUGAUUGAGGUCCAUGAUGAUGAGGAGAAUCAAUUGAAACCGGGUCUCUACUUUGAGCAACCGAAAUGCGAUCAGGCAGAUCCUGCAAUCCCAUGGACCGUAUACGGAGCAAAAACGCCUUUGCCUUGUAUGGAAAACCGCACGAUGCCCAGAUACCCAAGGUUAGAUGUACGUUUCACCGGCGAUGCACAGUUUGUUAGUCUAGCAGGCGAAGAAUCGGAAUCGGGAUCAGAAUCAAAGGAUGAAUCAUCGUUGAGUAACAAUUCCAGCAAUAAUUCAUCCACAAUUGAUAAUACGCUCGAUGCCGAAAAUCUUGAUACGGAGGAGAUCAAUGGAGAUGAUAGAUUGGAUUUACAGCAGCAGCAGCAUCGCAGGCGUCAUCAUCAUAGCCACAGCCAAACAACAUCAUCGGCUCAUCAUCAUCAUCAUCAUCAUAAUCAAUAUAAUCAUCAUCAUCAUAAGCAUCAUCAUGUAUUGGCUCACAAACAACAACAACAACAACAGCAGCAGCAACAGCAACAACAGGAAUAGAUCGAUUGAUAAUUAAUCCAAAUCGGAUCUAACUCAUAAAUUUCCCCACCUUCCAAACCUCCCCCUCUCUCCCACUCUCUUUCUCUUAUCCAAUUCUUCUUUUCCCUUUUUAUUUUAUAAUUUUUUUUUUACAUCUUUCAAGAGCCAAUUGACUUAAUUAGUUUAUUAGUUUUUUCACUUUUUAAAUUAUAAACGUAAACAAAAAACAAAAACAA